Messenger RNA from Alnus glutinosa, 3091 nucleotides. Its product is annotated as alpha,alpha-trehalose-phosphate synthase [UDP-forming] 6-like. Gene Ontology annotation, cellular component: cytosol. Gene Ontology annotation, molecular function: catalytic activity. The record is from RefSeq and is a predicted model, not a curated record. NCBI's taxonomy places the organism in Eukaryota, Viridiplantae, Streptophyta, Magnoliopsida, Fagales, Betulaceae. Gene Ontology annotation, biological process: trehalose biosynthetic process. The coding region runs from base 286 to 2856 and encodes 856 amino acids. The transcript has 4 exons.
AGAGUUCUUGAAAAUCUGUUUUCUUGUCAUAAAUGUGUUUGGAAGGCUGGGACUGAAAGAGUGUUUGAGCGGAAGAUUGUGAAUUGUGAACGCUGAGCGAAGCUUCAUAAAUAAAGCUUUCCAUAUUUAUGGUUUCCUUUGCCCCCGCCAACUUGGACGAGAUUUUUGGCUCUUUCUCUUUGCUAAGUAUCUAGAUCCAAGGAGGAAAGAAUUUUCCAAUUUUCCAAUUUUCCAACCAACACCCACAGAAAUGGAUUUGCAUUUUCAACAGCUGGACUAGAAAACAUGGUGUCCAGAUCGUAUUCAAAUCUUUUGGAGCUUGCCUCUGGCGAGUCUCCAUCGUUUGGCCGCAUGAAUCGGCGAAUUCCGCGUAUUAUGACGGUCGCCGGCUUGAUCUCCGAUUUAGAUGAUGACCCGGCGGAGAGUGUCUGCUCUGAUCCUUCUUCGUCUUCGGUCCAGCGAGAACGUAUCAUAAUAGUGGCUAAUCAGCUCCCUAUAAGAGCUCAGAGGAAAACAGAUGGCAGUAAGGGUUGGAUUUUCAGUUGGGAUGAUAAUUCCCUUCUCCUCCAAUUGAAAGAUGGUAUAGGGGAUGAAGAUAUUGAGGUUAUUUAUGUGGGCUGUCUAAAGGAAGAAAUUCACCCAAACGAUCAAGAUGAGGUUUCCCAGAUACUCCUUGAGACCUUUAAAUGUGUCGCAACCUUUCUCCCACCGGAACUUUUUAGCCGGUACUAUCAUGGGUUUUGCAAGCAGCAAUUGUGGCCAUUGUUUCAUUACAUGUUGCCACUCUCGCCGGACCUUGGUGGUAGGUUUAACCGGUCGUUGUGGCAAGCAUAUGUGUCGGUUAAUAAGAUUUUCGCAGAUAGGAUUAUGGAAGUGAUCAAUCCCGAAGAUGAUUUUGUGUGGGUACACGAUUAUCACCUGAUGGUGUUACCAACUUUCUUGAGGAAAAGGUUCAAUAGAGUAAAACUUGGGUUUUUCCUCCACAGUCCAUUCCCUUCGUCAGAAAUUUAUAAGACACUGCCUAUUAGGGAAGAGCUUCUUCGGGCCCUUCUGAAUUCGGAUUUGAUUGGGUUCCAUACUUUUGAUUAUGCCCGGCAUUUCCUAUCCUGUUGUAGUCGGAUGCUUGGUCUUACAUACGAGUCCAAGCGUGGAUAUAUAGGCCUUGAGUAUUAUGGUCGGACAGUUAGCAUCAAAAUUCUUCCCGUUGGUAUACAUAUGGGCCAGCUGCAGUCUGUUUUGAGCCUCCCAGAGACUGAAGUGAAGGUUGCUGAGCUUCUCAAGCAGUAUUGUGAUCAGGGUAGGAUAAUGUUACUUGGGGUGGAUGACAUGGAUAUAUUUAAAGGUAUAAGUUUGAAGCUUUUGGCAAUGGAGCAGCUUCUUAUGCAGCACCCAGAGUGGCAGGGGAAAGUUGUGCUUGUACAGAUAGCCCUUCCAGCUAGGGGCAGAGGAAAAGAUGUGAAAGAAGUUCAGGCUGAGACUUCAUCGACUGUUAAGCGGAUUAAUGAAACCUUUGGAAGACCUGGAUAUGACCCUGUUGUCUUGAUCGAUGAGCCGCUUACGUUUUAUGAGAGAAUUGCAUACUAUGUGGUUGCUGACUGUUGUUUGGUCACAGCAGUGAGGGAUGGGAUGAAUCUCAUACCGUACGAAUACAUAAUCAGUCGCCAAGGGAAUGUGAAAUUAGAUAAGUUACUGGGUUUGGAGCUAUCCACUCCCAAGAAGAGUAUGUUAGUUGUCUCUGAGUUCAUUGGGUGCUCACCAUCUUUGAGCGGAGCAAUUCGAGUGAACCCCUGGAAUAUUGAUGCUGUUGCAGAUGCAAUGGACUCUGCCAUUGAAAUGGCUGAGGCAGAAAAACAGCUCCGGCAUGAGAAACAUUAUAGAUAUGUCAGUACCCAUGAUGUUGGGUAUUGGGCUCGUAGUUUCCUUCAAGAUUUGGAGAGGACAUGCCGGGACCACUUGAGGCGGAGGUGCUGGGGUAUAGGAUUUGGAUUGAGUUUUAGAGUUGUGGCACUUGAUCCAAACUUCAGGAAACUCUCGAUGGAACACAUAGUUUCUGCUUACAAAAGGACUACAACAAGGGCAAUUCUUCUAGACUAUGACGGUACACUAAUGCCUCAGGCUUCCAUUGAUAAGAGCCCAACCUUGAAGUCAAUUGAUAUUCUAAAUAGUCUGUGUAGAGAUACGAACAACAUGGUUUUCAUUGUAAGUGCUAGAAGCCGAAAGACUCUUGGUGAAUGGUUUUCUCCCUGUGAAAAGCUGGGAAUUGCAGCUGAGCAUGGCUACUUCCUAAGGCUGAAGCGAGAUGCAGAAUGGGAAACAUGCGUACCCGUUGCAGACUGUAGUUGGAAGCAGAUUGCUGAGCCAGUGAUGAAACUGUACACUGAAACAACUGAUGGGUCCACCAUUGAAGACAAGGAAACUUCUCUUGUUUGGUGUUAUGAGGAUGCAGAUCCAGAUUUUGGGUCGUGCCAAGCUAAGGAACUUCUUGAUCAUCUUGAAAGUGUGCUUGCCAAUGAACCAGUUACAGUCAAGAGUGGGCAGAAUACUGUGGAGGUUAAGCCACAGGGUGUAAGCAAGGGACUCGUGGCGAAGCGUCUACUUUCCACGAUGCAAGAGAAGGGAAUGUCACCAGAUUUUGUUGUGUGUAUAGGAGAUGACCGAUCUGAUGAAGACAUGUUUGAGGUAAUCACUAGUUCCAUGGCAGGCCCAUCCAUUGCUCCCAGGGCUGAAGUGUUUGCAUGUACGGUUGGAAGAAAACCCAGUAAGGCCAAGUAUUAUCUUGAUGACACGGUGGAAAUUGUUAGGUUGAUGCAGGGUUUGGCUUCUGUCUCUGCACAAACUGUUUCUGGGUACGCUUAGCAAAGAUGAUGGAAAUAUCUGCGUUUUUGUUUGUAAUUUGUAACAAUGUGGGCUGAGUGGGGUACUCCACAUUAUCUUCUCUUUAUUUUUUGUGUUGCUUUUCUUUCUCAAUCUUUGUAUAUUAUCUUAAGCAUUACACAGAGCAGCUGUGCCACCAGAUACUCUGUUUCUUCUCCACGUAGUCAGCUGUAAAUAUGUUUCUGCCAUGAAAUAUGAGCUCACUUUUUAGCGUGCA